AUGGGGAUGGUCUUGGUUGGAAGAAUGAAUAUGUACUCUUACCUUGAUAAUGAAGGUAAAAGGAUAGAGUUAAGAUCAUUGUUGCUUUGGGAGAGUGAGAGUAUCACGCUUAAGAGACGUGUGCUUGAGAAUGAAGUUUGCAAAGUGAAUACCGUACUUGUCACUAAAAAUGAUGGAGUACUGGUGGAAGGUGAAUUGAGUGGUGGUGUCGGAGGAACCCUCAACGCUAACCAUGAUUUAUCGUUUGUUCAUUUUGUAGGUACUCGUGAUUCGAGGAUGAAUCCUUUUCAUGAAGGGGAGGAUGAUGAGAAUCAUAGGACUUCCCAUCGAAGUUUAAACCAAAUGAAGGAGCAAAAGGUGGUAUUGUCUAUUGGUGGACCGAGAUUGGUUCCUUUUAAGUCUAGAAGAAAGUUUCCUGUGAGAAAUUGGCCUUUUUUGAAGGAAUUAUCACCUCAUCCUUCUAGUAGGAGCAAUGAGGAGAAAGAAGAAUCGCUUAAUCAAGAUCAAGUGUCAAAAGAGUCAAGUGAUGACUUUGCAAACAAUUGGAAUGAUUCAAGUGAUGAAGAUUCAAGUGAUGUUGUUGAGAUCGAUGCUAGUAAGUUUGUCCCAAAGAAUAAGCGUCAUGAAGACACUGAAGAUGCACAUUCAAAUGUGUAG
This is a messenger RNA of Oldenlandia corymbosa var. corymbosa, 657 nucleotides long. The record is from the annotation of a GenBank genome assembly. Lineage: Eukaryota; Viridiplantae; Streptophyta; Magnoliopsida; Gentianales; Rubiaceae.